ACUAACAAAAUAAAAAGUAUUAGAGAUUAAAUUUAGGAUUAGUUGAAAUUAUCGUCGAUAGGUAUCCAAAUUCUGGACAACCUUUAUGGCUCGUACAUUGAGAAUCUGGAUGAUUAAUCAAAAGCCUUCUAUAGGAUUCUUUGAGCAUGUCUAUAAGUUUUUCUAAACUCAUUUUAACGAUUCAUGCAUCUUCUAAGACCCAUUAGACUCUCCCCAUAUAAUUGAAUCACUCUUUAAGCCACAUUUAUCAAAUCAUUUUGGAAAGAAUGUAAUUGUAAUGAAAUCUGAUUGAUGGACUAUAAAUUUUGUCAAAUUGUUACCUUUAAUUCCAUCUCUUGAGAGAGAAUAAUAAAUAUGUCAAAUUGAUAAAUUUUCAAUUAUAACGACAUAAUUAGCACAAAAGCCAAACAUAAGUAAACGACGACAUAGUAAUUAAACGAAUCCCACCAUUUUUAUUCUCAUUCAUAUAUUUACAAUUUCAAGGAACUACUAGAGUUGAGAGUGUUAGAGUGGAAUAUUUCUUUCAAUUAAAAGAAUAUCUGUUCAAUGCCACGAAGCAUGUGAAAGUGCAUAGGCAUUAUCCACGUGUACAACAAAGCCCUCCAUAUAAUCACACGUGCACAAUUUCUCCCUCUCGUCGCCUUAACUAUUUCACUCAGCUCUUCCCUUGCAAUCCAAAUUUCGAAGCAUCACAACAGAUGGCGGACCCCAAAGCCAGAGCUCAGCUCGCCGGAGCAAUGACCGCCACCGAAUCAUGGCUCAGAAAGCACCGUCUCAUAUACACCGGGGCCACACGCCAUCCUUUCAUUCUCACCAUUCGCGACGGCACCAUCGAUCUCUCCGCCUUCAAAACCUGGCUGGAACAGGAUUUCGGAUUUCUGAGAUCUUUCGCUGCGUUCGUCGGAAGUGUUUUAGUGAAAGCAUGGAAAGAAUCAGACGAUCGAGCAGACGAGGAAGUCAUUCUUGCAUGUUUAGCAGCUCUAAACGACGAAUUCGCAUGGUUUAAGAAAGAAUCCCUCAAACGCGACAUCAAUUUGUCUGAAGUCGUUCCUCAGAAUGCCACUGCCGGCUAUUCAAGGUUCUUAGAGAGUCUGAUGAGACCGGAGGUGGAAUACACGGUGGCGAUAACGGCCCUUUGGUUGAUAGAAGCGGUAUACCAUGAGAGCUUUGCGCACUGCUUAGAAGAAGGAACAAAAACGCCAUUGGAACUGAGAGAAGCUUGUGAAAGAUGGGGGAAUGAAGGAUUUGGGAGUUAUUGCAAUACAUUGAAGAAGAUUGCGGAUAGGAGAUUGGAAAUGGGGAGUGAGGAAGUUAGUAAAAAGGCAGAAGUAGGAUUCUUGAGAGUUCUCGAAUAUGAAGUUGAGUUUUGGAAUAUGGUCUGUCCACCGCACCGGACUGCUGCGGUGACGGAGGGUUCUACAUCAGAAAGAUGAUAAAUAAUGCUUAGAUACUACAUAUAUAUAUUUUGAGUAUUAAGUUCAAUAAUGUUGGCAUCUCAAUCUACUCCCUAGAUUAUCCUUCUUGUUA
This is a messenger RNA of Cucumis sativus (cucumber), 1527 nucleotides long. RefSeq names its product probable bifunctional TENA-E protein. Lineage: Eukaryota; Viridiplantae; Streptophyta; Magnoliopsida; Cucurbitales; Cucurbitaceae. Bases 699 to 1433 code for a protein of 244 amino acids. The transcript is spliced from 3 exons. Gene Ontology annotation, cellular component: cytosol. The record is from RefSeq and is a predicted model, not a curated record.